Molecule: messenger RNA, 4664 nt
Organism: Labeo rohita (rohu)
Lineage: Eukaryota; Metazoa; Chordata; Actinopteri; Cypriniformes; Cyprinidae
Gene: bcan
Product: brevican
Exons: 14
Coding region: 181-4095 (1304 amino acids)
Biological process (GO): cell adhesion
Molecular function (GO): hyaluronic acid binding
Source: RefSeq, a predicted model, not a curated record
AUCGCAGAUCCUUCCUGCGCCUUUAUUCCUCCACUCUCUGUCAUCCUCUCUCUCUUUCUUCUCCUCCUCUGGACGAGCUCACAGCAUCCAUCAUCUCCAGCCUGCACUCUAUGAGACUCUGUACAACCCUCCAUCUGCACGGGGGCUUUUCGAGAGGAAUUCUUAGGAAUAAGAUCAGCGAUGUUCCUGCAUAUACUGCUGGGUGCCAUCUGCCUCUUUGUCUUGUCAUCUUCUACCGUCCUCAGCCCUGCAGCAGAUGAGUCCACGUUCUUGCAAGUGACCAUUCCUGAUAGCCCCCCAGUGUCUGCUAUUUUGGGGGGCUCCUUGACUCUGCCCUGCCUGGUGAGUCUGUCCCGGACCCCGUCUUUGGGCCGACAUGUUGUACUGACCCAGCCACGAGUCAAAUGGAGCUUUCUUUCAUCAAACAGAGAGACAGAGAUCUUGGUGGCCCGUGGUGAGCGGGUAAAGGUGAGUGAGUUGUAUAAAGGCAGGGCGUCACUGCUGAAUUAUGCCACCUCUUCAGCUGAUCUCACCCUCAGACUGGAUGGACUGAUACACAACGAUACAGGCUUUUACCGCUGCGAAGUCCAGCACGGCUUGGAGGACGCUCACGACCAGGCCCAAGUUAAAGUAAAAGGUGUUGUCUUCCACUACCGCAAUACCUCAAGUCGCUACGCCUUCACUUUUGAUGAGGCCAAAGAUGCGUGUGAGGAUAUUGGAGCUCAGAUUGCUUCUCCAGAACAGCUGCUGGCUGAGUACCACAGUGGUUAUGAGCAGUGUGACGCUGGCUGGCUUUCAGAUCGUUCCGUUAGAUACCCAAUCCAGAUGCCACGUGAAGGGUGUUUUGGAGACAUGGAUGGAUUACCAGGCGUUCGAAACUAUGGCAUGGUGGAUAAUGAUGAACUAUAUGAUGUGUAUUGCUAUGUGGAGAACAUUCAUGGGGAGGUUUUUCAUGCGUCAUCCCCACACCGCUUCAGCUUUUUGGAAGCUAAGACAUACUGUGAGCAGCAGGGAGCUCAACUAGCCACCACUGGCCAACUGUACGCCGCAUGGAAUGAUGGUCUGAACCACUGCAGUCCUGGCUGGCUUGCUGAUGGAAGCGUUCGCUACCCCAUCGUGACCCCUCGUGAACGGUGUGGGGGUUCUGAACCUGGUGUGAAGACAGUUUAUCGUUUUAGCAAUCAAACAGGAUUCCCCGAACCACACACUCACUAUGACACCUACUGCUUCAGAGCUAACAGCAACUCUCAGACAGUCCCACCCAUAGAUCAUAUGGCAACAGAGCCAGAGGAUCCCGAGCAGCAUAUUGUGACUUUAGCAGAUUCCCAUGAGGAGUACAGUGUGGAUCAGAUCACUCAGCAGUCAGAAAAUGAAGCUCAGGGGGCUGUUGAGUCCUUCCCCAUUUAUAGCAUGCAGACUACUUCAGAACCUGAGGAACACAGCCACACCACAAGCCCUCAGUUGGAUGAAAAUAGCACCUAUACAGAGUCCACCACCCCAACCAGCACAGAGAGGUAUCUUGAGUCCACUGAGGUCACCUGGCAAAAAGUUGAGUCUGUUCCAGAGAUUUACAUUGAUGCAAAAUACAUUGAUUUCACACAAAAAGGAGAACCAGAAAUAAAAGCUUCAGCAAUUGAUGGUGUUGAGAGCAGCAAUCAUAGACACUAUCAACCAAUGCCAGAUACCAACUUACAGCCGGGAGAGCCCGUCGACUUCAUCCCACCUACAGAGGCUCAGCCAGAGACAACAGAGGAGCCACCCUCUCAACCGAAGGAGAUAGAUGGGUCCAAACACUUCCAACCCAUGCCUGAAACCAACCUGGAGGAUGAGGAUAAAGAUAAUGUGACUAGUGAGAUCUCCAUGACCACUGAGGGUACUACAGUGGAAUAUGACUCAAGCAGUGCCAACGCAACUCAGCAUGCUCCAGUCCAGUCAAGUCCCUCAACAUCCCUACCUGAAGGUGCUACAGUAGAAGAAGAUGCAGGAAAAAUCACAGAAACUCCAGAGUCAGAUGAAGACCUGGGUCUUUUUACACACACAUCUCAGUCCACCUCAACAAGCACAUCCAGCACUGAAGGUUGGUUGGAGGGUUCUGGUGAAGAUUUGACCUUGAUAUCCACACAAAAAUCCGAACAUCUGGUCACAUCAGAUGGGUCACCAGAACAUCUGGUCACAUCAGAUGGGUCACCAGAACAUCUGGUCACCUCAGAUAAAUCAUAUGGAGCAUCUACACCUGAGACUAUGACAGAGAGCUUCUCAUUAACGCAUCUGAACAGUAUUAGCACAACUUUUAAACCCAGACAUGAAGACAGUUCUGCAGACCAUCAAAAUGCUGAGGAGACCUCAACUGAGGCUCUUCCUGUGUCUGUUAGUGCAGUUGAUGAUGCCAGUAAUUAUUCAACUGUGAGCACGACACCGAAGGAAACCGAAGCUUCUGAAGGGUCUGGUGAUCAUGAUGACAUACUGCCAGUCACACUGUUGAGCACCCCUACACCUCAUCUGUUAGGCACAUCAACCACACAAGGGCCUGCACAGGUAGAAAUCAAUUCUCCACAAGAAAUGGAAGCUGUCCUUUCUGAAAGCACAACUCCAUCUAGCCUUGGGAUUGUGGAAGAAGAAUUUGAGAAGGUGGAACAGGAAGGGCUUGGAGAGGAACCUAGUCAACAAGUCACCACAUCCACUGAGGUUAACAGUUCUACUGUAACUUUCAUCGUUGAUGCAAGUGAUGAGGAUGAGGAUGAGUCUUCCGGAGAAAGAGAACCUGCAGGAAACGGUUCUUCAGUUGUUAACCAUCCAUACUUAAAUGUGUCCACCAUCACUCCUUCUAAUCUAACAGAAAUGCAAGACCACAAUGAAACAAGUAGUGAUAAUGAUGAUAAUCAGGCCAGCACUGUGGGAACCACGAAAAGUCUGGAGGUUACGUUUCUUCCUCAUGGGACCCAAAGUCCCAUCUGGCAAACUGUGGCCUCUUCCACAAACCCAGGAGAGUUCAGAGCAGAUGUUGAAUUCAGUGGGGAAGCAGCACUUACCACAGAUGACAUCAAAGCCGUAGAUGAAUCUGACUCCACCAAUGCACCCAUCAAUGAGCAGACAAUGCAAACCCAAAAACCAUCCACUACAACAGCUUACAAUGAAGAUAAUGAUGAUGAUGAUAAUGAUUAUGAACUCAUGACCAAAGCAAACACAGACAAUAUGGAAGAUGAGAAUGAUGUCAAAACCACACCUGAGUCUUCUACUCUAGCUCCCAGACCCACACAGAGAGUGUUGGUCAGGACAGGCUACAUUUCAGAUGCAUGUCUGGAGAACCCUUGUAAAAAUGGAGGCACAUGUGUGGACAGCGGAGCAGGUCAUAGGUGUCUCUGUCUACCCACUUACGGAGGAGACUUUUGCGAGACAGAUCUAGAACACUGCGAACCAGGCUGGGAAAAGUUCCAAGGGUUUUGUUACAAACACUUCACCAAACGGCAAAAAUGGGAGGUGGCAGAGCAGCACUGUCGCAUGUGUGGAGGUCACCUGGUCUCUGUUAUGUCACCUGAGGAACAGGAGUUUAUCAAUGAUAAAUACAGGGAGUACCAGUGGACGGGUCUCAAUGACAAAACCAUUGAGGGAGAUUUCCGUUGGUCAGAUGGAAACCCUCUGUUGUAUGAGAAUUGGUAUCGUGGACAACCAGACAGCUACUUCCUGUCAGGGGAGGAUUGUGUUGUGAUGGUGUGGUACGAUGAUGGGCGUUGGAGUGAUAUCCCUUGCAACUACCAGCUGUCCUACACCUGCAAGAAAGGCAUUGCAGCGUUCUGUGGCCAACCCCCUCUCUUGCUGCACGCUAAAAUGUUUGGACGACGUCAGCUAAAGUACAGGGCCAAUUCACAGGUGCGCUACUACUGUGAGCCAGGCUUCAUCCAGAGACAAAACCCUAUCAUCACAUGUCAGAGCAACGGACAGUGGGAGGAACCUAAGAUCACUUGUUCACCAGGACCAGCGUACUCAAACGGAGAACUGGUAACAUGGCCCACAGGUCAAAACAAGGAAAUAAUCAUAGAAGAGACAACAACAAAAACAACAACACCUGAGUAUUUGGAUAUAAAAUGGAACUUUUAAAACAAGCACACAGCAUAGUAGCAUUUCAUUGUUUCUUUCACUCUCCUGUUUAUCAUGUCAUCCCUUCGUUUAUCCUCCUUAAAACAUCAACUGAUCAGCUCUACGAAGUUUUUAUAUAACAGUAAUGUUGUAUAAAAAAUGGUCCCACUUAAUGGUUUAAUGGUACUUCCAAUUGGAUAACAGUAUAACAGGAUACUUAAAUUAGACAUAAGAGGUAUUAAUGUUUGUUUUUCAUCUCUCAGUCCUUUUCUUCUCCUUUUUACUCUCUGUAGAACAUGACACUGAAUUACAUUUUGUAAUUCUAAGAUACCGUAAAAGCACACUUGAUAAAAUGCAAUUUCCAAACAAAGCUUGUAUCUGUUUGGUCCAGACACCUGUUCUGUUUCAUUUCAUCCUUUUGUUUUUUUUUUAAUAAAUUAUGAGAUAAACCUAUGAACAAGUGCUCUCUAACAUCAGCUGGUCUGAAUCAUUUACAUUGUUACCCUGUAGUGACUAAAUAUGUCUGUCUUUAGCAGUAUUACUUAUCCAUUCUUAAACAUUUAGUGUCUUGUGUUUUUCCUCACUUAGAA